Molecule: messenger RNA, 1210 nt
Organism: Dermatophagoides farinae (American house dust mite)
Lineage: Eukaryota; Metazoa; Arthropoda; Arachnida; Sarcoptiformes; Pyroglyphidae
Biological process (GO): RNA polymerase III preinitiation complex assembly
Cellular component (GO): transcription factor TFIIIB complex
Molecular function (GO): TFIIIC-class transcription factor complex binding
Source: RefSeq, a predicted model, not a curated record
CCCCAUGUAUACAGAACCAAAAUUGCGUCAAUUUUUAUUUUGUACUCACCCAAAAUAUUUGUCAUUCUUGCAUGAAUUUUUACUGGUUAUUAUAAAAAUAAAUUUGAAAAAAUCAUACAUUCAAAGUUUAUAGUUAGACUUAUCAUCAAUCUUAUCUAUGUCUUUUAUAAAACCGGAACAACCGGUUCGAAAACGUCGUCGAACAUUAAAUAAAAUAAAUUCUGACCGAGAACAGUUACCAUUACGAGAAUUAUUGUUCUACAAUCCACCAGAGACUGUAUUUCAGAAAGAGAAUCGUGAAUUACAUGAAGAACAGCAGAAUGAGACAUCGAUUGCAUCUCCAAAGACACCAUCAUCUCCAUCGAUCAAACGUCGAACAUCUUCGAGUCGUUCCAGUUCAAUUAGUUCAGAUCAAAGUAGCAACAAGGAUAAAGUUAUCGAUGAUAUUCAACAGUUGAAUAUACCGAUUGCUGAUAUGCCGAUUGCUGAUCAAUCAGUGGACAAACAAGAGAUUACAUCAAGUAGCAGUAGUACUCAUUCGGAAAAGAUUGACAUUCCAUCCAACACCGAUGGCAUGUUGACUAUCGAUGAAAAAGGCAACAUUGUUGUCAAUAAAUCAGAUUCACAAACCAAUUUGCAGAAUGAUAAACCAGUAAUGAAAUUAAAAUCAUCUACUACUUACAAUUCAUUCCGUCGACAUGAACGUCCACGAAGUAUUUGGAGCACCGAAGAAACAUCAUCAUUCUAUACAGCGUUAGAAAUUGUGGGCACUGAUUUCAGUUUAAUGAAGGCCGUUUUCUACAAAGAAAGUGAUCGUGAUCGUAAACAAUUGAAACAGAAAUUUAAACGUGAAGAAAAAAAUAACCGUGAUUAUGUUGAUAAAAUAUUGUAUAAAUCAUUACGAAAUCGUUCAAAACUUAAGCCAAUCGACGAUGUAGGGAAUGUUGAAAAUGUUGCUAAAAAACAUGAUAAUGAUUGCGCAUCAUCAUCUGAUGCUGAAACAGAAAUUGUCGAUGUGACUGUCACUGAAAUUUGAUUUGAUUUUUUAUAUUUAUAAUACUAUAUUAUUAUAUUAAUUUAAUCGUUUCGAAUAUUAGUAUAGUAUCUUAUAUAUUCUUUUAAACUCUGAUAAUAACCAAACUUAAUAUAAUCAAAAAAUUUUUCUCACAAUUAAAAUUUACGGUAACGCCACCUAUGGGCCAUUUUCCAA